Molecule: messenger RNA, 1431 nt
Organism: Nematocida parisii ERTm1
Lineage: Eukaryota; Fungi; Microsporidia
Exons: 1
Coding region: 1-1431 (476 amino acids)
Source: RefSeq, a predicted model, not a curated record
AUGAUUCAAUCACGGAAAGCACCAAUCAAGAAAAUAGUAUUGAUAUUAUCGACUGUGCUAGUAGCUGGAAUAUUAAUAUUAUUGCCAGUACUGUACAUGAGAAACAAGCCAGUAACCAAGGCAGAUGCCCCUAUGCAAAUUUUAAUAGAUGAAAUAGAUGACACAUGCGAGCCAAUUACUCGAAAGGAUGCAACUGUUUUACCAUUCGUAAUUAAGGGAACAUUCAUACACACACCAGGAGUGUCUUCUGUCUAUGAGAAGGAGAACAUCAUCCCAAUUAGAUCGCUAAAAACUGAAGAGAAGAUCAAGAGCAAGCCCGGCCUUUUCCAAAAAAUAAAGAAGUGCUUCAGAAGAAACAGCCAAGAGACAAAUAAAGUACCUGAAAUGCCAACUGAGGAAGAAAAGAUAGAUCAGUUAAACAGCACAAAGAACAUUCUUACAAACUACGACAUGUCUUUUAUUAAGAAAAUUAAUGGAAUGAAGUCUAGAGAAAAACAGAUGAGUAUUUUAGAAAUAAGAAAGAUGAUUCUUAAACUAGCAACUGUUCUUCCAUCUAAUGUUUCUUUAUUAGAUGAGUCUUCUGAUCUUUUCUGGCUAACUGUGUACUGCUCUGGUGACUUAUUGGUUGACUGGAUGGCAUACACUUUAAGUGCUGAAGAACUGAAGAGCAUAAAGAACGAAGUAGAAGAAUUAUUCAACUCAACAGAAGAUUCAUCUGUUAUUAGAUCUGAGCUAUUCAAGAUUCUGAAAGGAUUUAUUACAAAGGUAUCCAGCAACACUGGUCUGGGUGGGCAAAUAACCGAGGCAAGAGAGUCUACUACCGCAAUACUAAAGGCAUACAAAGAAACCCAGGAAAUGAUUAACGGCUUAGAAGAGUCAUGUGAGACAGAGAAGCUUUUCUUAUCUCUUGACGUUCUUUCAUACCUCAUCCCAAUGACCAAAGAGUCAAAUGAUAUAAUUUCUAAGACUGUCAGCAAUGUACAGAGAAGGCUUAUCAAUAUGACGGAAGGCAUUAAAGUCAGACAAAUGAACGAGUACUUAUGCAUUACCAAAAAGUACAACUCUGAAAUAAUUUCUGCAAUUAACUUAUACAUGAGAUUUAUUGCCGAUUUAGAGCAAUACGUUGGAAUUAGCACUGUUGAAAUUGAGAAUAUUAAGAACAUUGAAAGAAUUAACGAGUCUACAUACGCAUACGACUUUAAGUCAGAUGCAUCUGCUUCUCAAGUAAUUAAAGGUGCAAACACAAUAAUUACAAAGGCUAACGCAUUAUUUAAACAGUACAUUCAUCUUUUAAGCAUAAGAGACAAAGAAAACGACUACUCAAUUUUCAUUCUGGAUGACAAUGCUGUUAUCCCAGAAGAAGUAAUUAGCUCAGAGGUAUCUAAUGAAGAAAACUCUAAUGAAACACCAGUACAAUCAAUAGUUGAAUAA